CACCUUUUGCUUAUUUUUCUUUGAGAGCCAAUGGAGUGGAAAAUCAAUGUUAUGGCAAGGUUGGGCACAAACCUCUGGAAGUAUUGGAUCAUACCAAGAAAUGGAGUUCAGUACAGUGUCAGCAUGUCUAACUUGCCAAGUAUUUCUAACACUUCGUUUCUUUUUGUUUAAUGGAUUACAGGUAUAACUGUGCAAACUAUUAAGCCCUCUUUAAAAAUCAAUAACUAUCUGUGUAAUAAAUAAGAGAAAAUCUGCAAAUGCUGGAAAUCAUCACACAAAAUGCUGGAGGAACUCAGCAGGCCAGGCAGAAUCUAAAGAAAAGAGUAAACAGUCGAUGUUUCAGGCCGAGACCUUUCAUCAAGACUGGAAAAAAGAGAUGAGAAGUAGGGAGGAUGGAAGGAAGAGACAGCUACAAAACUAAGGAAAACCAAGGAACCCAUUCAAAGGAAAACAUCAGACCCCCCCUCCCCCGUGCAAACGGCAAAAUAUAAACCAGCGAAAAUCACAGAGUAUAAAACUCCAACCCACAAGAGUCAUGGAAACAGUCCAGGCAUAUUCCGUUCCAGCUCAGUUCUAGUUCAAUCUAAUACUGUGUCGUUCAUUAUGUGCGGCUGCCUCAAUCAAAAAAAAGUAAAUAAAUAAUACCAAGACCAUGAGUUGCAAGAGUUGUUGAGAGAAUUUGUGACUGCCUGAAUUCUGGCAUCAGGCAGAGGAAUAUCAGGAACUUCUCAGGGCAUCUAAUUUUGUCAGCGUAUAAGUAAGUGCUUGUUUGCUAUUGCUUAAGGGGUCAAGAUUCUUGACAUUACAAUGAAGUUAACCAGGCUGGUUUACUUGCUGAAGUUUAGUCAUUAACUUGUCCUUUUUAAAUAAAUAUUUUUAUUUUUACGACUUUUUCAUGCUCAUGAAUUUUAAAAUAGUAACUGAAGAUAAUGAUGGCAAUUAUGCAGCUUAGCUAGAGGCACAUUCAAUCAGUUUGAGAUAAUCAACUGGAUGCUUUCCUCAUUGGUAUUGCAGUGUGGGCUGAGUCGCAAGGAAUUAUAUUCAGCUUUGAGGUGAUGUUUAUCAUUGUUGUGACUGUCAGUGUGUUGCCUUUAUGGCAUUUGUUUAGUUUAUAAUAUUUUCGCUUUAGUAAUUCGUUUGUUAGCAUUUUCUAGUUAAAGUUAAGAUUGUUUAAAGUAAAUUCGUUUUCUGCGUAGGUAGAUUCUGACUGUAUGUUGCACUUUAAUGUGAUGUAGUUGUUGUAGUUUUACUUUUGCAAGUAUUUACGAUGUAAAUGUGAUAUCAAGAAGGAAACAAAUACUGUAUACAUUUUGUAUUGUUUUAUCAACAGUUUUCACCAUACGUUAAUGUGGAAGAGUGAACAGUAAACGGUUAAUCUUACUGCAAUCCUGUUUUCAUUGACUACAGUUUACCUCGGUGUUUAGUUCAGAGUUCUCUUAGACCUGAGCGAGAACAUUACAGUGAAAAGGCGGCAUUAUCAGGUGUUUCAAUUGCUGCAAUGACAACUCGAUCCAGCAUCAAGUCGUUGCCAUCCAGCGACAGGGGCAGUAGGGCCCAUGCAAGAGCUAAGGCAGAAGCCGCCAACGUGUGAGCGUUCUACACCGAACAAGAAGCAAAACUGAAAAUGGAAGCGGCUGCCAGAGAAGCCAAAAACCAGAAGGAAGCGGCUGCCAGAGAAGCUGAAAACCAGUUGGAAAGGGUAAGGAUAGCAUCAGAGUUAGAAGUGCUGACGCUACACUGAGAAGCAGAAGCUGCCAGGGUGGAAGCAGAGUUAAUAGAAAAUGCUGAAGAAAUGCAUGAUCUGGUUGAUGUAAAAUCUACUUCAGAAAAGAUCAGAUUGGAACGCACAAGUGACUAUGUCCAAUCUCAAAUAGACCUGAAGAUUCGUUCUUCCUCUCCAUACUUAUACGCUAAUGCCCCAUUUCAUGAGGAGCCUCAGAGAGGCCCAAUUGCAUCACAUCCAUCCGAGGAAGACAAUUUACCCUUGCAACUCCGUGAUGAAUUCAAGAAUGAAAGGGCUGAUGACAAAUACUCCUCGACACCAAACUUAACAGAUUUGGUGAGAAGAGAGGCAAAGGCCGAAUUCAGAACGGCAAAUUCCAUAACAGAUGUACGCCCUCAGUCAUAUACCCGCCGACAUAUUCCCCCAGGCCGCAUGCCACUUGCAGUUGAACCCAUGGCACAGUAUUUAGCACGACGAGAUCGCGUCACUUCAGGACUAUACCAGUUCGACAAUAAACCUGAAAAUUACCGCACAUGGUACUCCACAUUCACCAAUGCUAUCCACGGAGUCCAGCUCAGAGCAACCCAAGAGUUGGAUCUUAUGGCAAAAUGGCUGGGAAAAGAAUCAUGCGAACAAAUGAGACGCAUACGUUCAGGGUACAUCAACAAUCCCAAGCUAGCCUUACGCAAAGCAUGGGAGAGACUUCGGGAGGGCUAUGCGGCCCCCGAAAUUAUUGAAGCGGCAGUAUACCGAUGUCUGGAAAAUUUUCCUAAGGUGUCAGCCAAGGACCACACUAAGUUAAGAGAGCUCGGAGAUUUACGGCGCCAAAGAGGAUGGCUACUCAACUGGUCUAUUAUACCUAGAUACUCCAUACGGGAUUAGACAAAUCGAGGACAAACUUCCAUUUGGGCUGCAGGAAAGAUGGGUGUCCAUUGGCUCAGAGUACAAGGAAGAGAACAAUGGUCGAUUUCCUCCCUUCGAGUAUUUCACUAGGUUUGUGUGCAAGGAGGCGAAGAAACAAAACGACCCUAGCCUCAUGGGUCCAGGAAGUAGUACAAUUUACACCAAGCCAGAUAAAUCCACUUCGAAUAAUUUCAACAUUAAUAAACCUGUCUCAGUGCUUAAGACUGAAGCCUUUACAACUAACAAUGACCCUAGCAAGAAUUGUCCAUUGCAUAACAAACCCCACCCCCUCAAAAAAAUGCAGAACGUUUAGGGAAAAACCCCUUGAAGAGAGGAUGGCCCUGCUCAAGGAGAAAAAAAAAUGUUUUAAAUGCUGUUCCUCUACCUCUCACCUUGCUAGAGAGUGUACGAUCACCGUGAAGUGCCCGGAAUGUAAUAGCACUAAUCACGAUCGGGCCAUGCAUCCCAUGUUACCGCAAACUGACAAAGCUCCUUCACCCCCACAACAAGACGGCGGGGAGGGAGAGGCUCACUCUAGGACAACGGUUGUCAGCUCGAGCUGUACAGAAGUUUGCGGUCAAGCUCAGUCAAGCCGUUCUUGUUCAAAGAUCUGCCUCACUAAGGUGUACCCUAAGGGAGCCAAAGACAAGGCCAUCAAAGCCUAUGUAAUUCUGGACGAUCAGAGCAAUCGCUCACUAGUCAGUCCAGAGUUCUUUGACUUGUUCAACAUUGAGAGUAAUCAGUUCCCAUACUACCUUAGAACUUGUUCAGGCAGCGUGGAAACUUAUGGAAGGAAGGCAGAAGGCUUCCAGCUCGAGUCCCUGGAUGGUAAAGUCGUAAUCUAUCUCCCUCCACUCUUAGAGUGCAAUGAAAUUAUGAAGAACCGCACUGAGAUUCCGACGCCAAGUGCGGUGCUACACGAGCCACAUCUCCACCACAUCACCAAACGCAUCCCAGAACUGGAUCCAAAAGCAGAAAUACUCUUGCUAUUAGGAAGAGAUGUUUUCCGGGUGCACAAGGUUAGGCAGCAGGUCAAUGGACCACACGACGCCCCCUUUGCGCAACGCCUGGAUCUGGGCUGGGUGGUGAUAGGAGAGGUGUGCCUUGGCAAUGUACACAAACCGACGGUUAGCACACUCAAGACCAAUGUGCUAGAGAGUGGCCGCCAUUUAAUUUUUCAACCCCGCACAAGUUUCAUGUGUAUCAAGGAGAACACAAAAGGCAAAAACAAGAAAAAGAAGAAGAAAGGCAAAAGUGCAAAAUGCAAUAGUGAAAUUUCUGGUGAGUGUACCAUAGAUCUAAGCACACAAGAGAACUUGGGUAAUGCUUUUCAUACUGAGUUCCAUCAUGAGAAAACCAAAGAGAGUUGCAACUCAUUAGAGAAAGGUGGUCAACAGCCAGUAAUGGUAACACAAAUUCUGUCAGAAAAUCAUUUUUCACAGUCUUCACAAAUUCCGACGCCCUGUCUGCCAGACUGUGGAAGCAGAACAAAAACCCUGAAAAGGAAACCUGAGAUGCAGCAACGCACCCGAUUGACCCACGAGGUACUGUGCACACUAAUGGCAGAGGUCACAGCCAUUAUAAAUGCACGACCACUCCUACCUGUGUCUUCUGACCCGAAAAACCCCUUCAUACUCUCGCCAUCAAUGCUCCUUACACAGAAGGCAGGAGCCCCCCCUCUCCACCAAGGGACUUCUCUGAUAAGGAUUUGUACUCAAAGCAAUGGAGGCAGGUCCAGGCUCUGGCAAAUCGGUUCUGGUCUCGUUGGAGACAGGAAUAUCUACCUUUGUUGCAACACAGACAAAAGUGGACAGAACCCUGCAGGAAUCUUCAAGUUGGCGAUUUAGUCCUGCUCAGGGACAAGCAAAUCGCCCGCAACAGCUGGCCAAUGGCCAGAAUCACUGCUACAUUCCCUAGUAGGGAUGGACAUGUCAGGAAGGUUGAGUUGAAAACUACCGACCAAGGCGAUGUGAAAAUUUACCAAAGGCCAGUUACAGAAGUCAUUCUACUUCUACCUAAGGACUGAUUUGGAGACUGAAGUUUUGUAUUAUGUUCAUUGUGACCUUACGAAGGUCAAGCAGGGAGUGUGUUGCCUUUAUGGCAUUUGUUUAGUUUAUAAUAUUUUUGCUUUAGUAAUUAGUUUGUUAGCAUUUUCUAGUUAAAGUUAAGAUUGUUUAAAGUAAAUUCGUUGUCUGUGAUAUAUCGCGGUAUGCGAUGACAUCACACCCAGUUUCGCCGCGUCUUGUGGGAAAAUACCGGUUUGGAGAAACGGGAAGGAGGGGGCUCACAUGUGCAGGAUCAGUGCAAGAAAAGUUUUCUUUCUACACACUAGAAACAUCAGUGAAGCAACGCCGUAAGUUCAUGGGAUAAUCGAUGUGUUGAAUUAAAAAUGUUAAUGCUGAUUCUGUUAAAAGUAAUGACGGUUGAUAAGGUUUAUGUUUUCGUUAGUUAAAGAGUUGCGGAUAGUUUGUGUUGAAGUGUAUUUAAAGCAGUCAACGGCGUAGGUAGAUUCUGACUGUAUGUUGCACUUUAAUGUGAUGUAGUUGUUGUAGUCUUACUUUUGCAAGUAUUUACGAUGUAAAUGUGAUAUCAAGAAGGAAACAAAUACUGUAUACAUUUUGUAUUGUUUUAACAACAGUUUUCACCAUACGUUAAUGUGGAAGAGUGAACAGUAAACGGUUAAUCUUACUGCAAUCCUGUUUUCAUUGACGACGGUUUACCUCGGUGUUUAGUUCAGAGUUCUCUUACACCUGAGCAAGAACACUACAGUCAGCGAAAGCUACCAGAGAUUAUGUUCAGCUUUGAGGUGAUGUUUAUCAUUGUUGUGACUGUCAGCAAAAGCUACCAGAGGGACCCACAGCUGGUAGUGUAGAAGUCUUUAUUCGGCACACACAAACCAGCAGUGUUUGGAGUCACCCUGGAAGAGGCUCCCUAGCCCAAUAUUACAUCAGAGGGUGGUGGAUAUUGGAGGCUCCGGCUGACCAACAAUGUUGCAUUGUUCACCGAGCUUGGCAAUUCGUUUGCAGACAUUUCAUGGCCAGUCAGGGUGACAUCCUCAGCGCACAGUCUCCCUGGGAGUGCUCGUGUCUGGAUAGGCAAGCAAGUGGGGUCUGUAUAAAUGUGUGCACUCCCAGAGAGGAACACCAGCAACUGCGCACUCAGAACGUCACCUCGACUGGGGUGAAACAUCUGCAAACGAAUUGCCGAGCUCAGUGAACACCAUAACAUCAAACUACGUCACAUUUUAUAUGUUAAAGAUCAAAGGUAACAGCAGGACAAUUCUAUCGAUACAAUGCAUUCAUAAUGCCUCCUUCCAGUUACGUAGAAUUUCCAAACACCUAGUUCUUCUUACAGCAGUCCAGGCACCCAAAUCGAAUGUUAAUGUCUCCUGUCUCUGAGCUGAAUUCAUGCAUAAACAAAAAUCUCAGGUCAAUGGGGUGUUUCCUGGUUUGCAAUCAAGCCAAGUCUGCGGCUUCAGGAAGACCAUUGUUCCCAGCUGCAUUUUGGAUUCAGUCUACAGUCUGCAUUCAAAUCUGAAGACUGGUUGCUGUUGAAAUUGUUACUUGCCGUAUACCGUAACUCCAGAAUACACCCUGACACAUCGAAAUUGAUAAGUUUUGAACUUAAGUGAGCUCUGCUAUAUGAAACCUGGACUUUGCAGCUGAACAGUGGAUUGACACAUUUGGCAAUUGUUGUGUCCAGGUAUUUCAGAAUCAAAAUCACUGACAGAUGUUCUGAAACGUGUUCUGCAGCAGCAGCUCAGUACAAUACAGUGAUGGAUACAUUAUUAAUUCCAAAGGAAAUUAUAUGUCACAGUAACAUUACAAGUGCAUAGAUAUACAAAUAUUAGAAGAGAAGCAAGAAAGAAAAAAAAGUUACUUCAAACAGUUUAACAGGAGGGGGUCAUCACUUCCCCGGUUAUAGGUUAAAUCAUUAUAAAGCCUAAUGGCCGAAGGUAAGAAUGACCUCAUGUAGUGCUUUUUGGAGCAGUGCAGUAGUCUUAGUCGUUGUUAGUCUAUCUAACAAAGUACUCCUCUGUUCAGCCAAGGUGGCAAACAUAUAGAAUUGCCAGGAUUUUCCAUAGGGUCCUUUGUUGUAACAAACCUCCAGUGUGUCCAGUUUGGCUUCUAUAAUAGAGCCAGCCUUUCUAAUCAGUUUAUUGAUCCAUGUUGAUGCCAUUGCCCCAGCACACCACCACACAGAAGACUGUAAUAAGAACAUAAGAAAUAGGAGAAGGAGUAGGCAUCCGACCCAUCGAGCCUACUCCACCAUUCAAUAAGAAUGGCUGAUCUGGCCAUAAACUCAGCUCCAUCUACCUGCCUUUUCCCAUAGCCCUUAAUUCCCCUACUAUGUAAAAAUCUAUCUAACUGUAUCUUAAAAACAUUUAGUGAAGAAGCCUCAACUGGUUCCCUGGGCAGAGAAUUCCACAGAUUCACCACUCUCUGGGAAAAACAGUUUCUCCUCAUCUCCAUCCUAAAUCUUGAUAAAUUCUGAAGCUUGAGGCAAUGUCCCCUAAUUCCAGUCUGACCUACCAAUGGAAACAACUUUCCUACUUCUACCUUAUCUAUCUCUUUCAAAAUUUUUUAUGUUUCUAUAAGAUCCCUUCUCAUUCUUCUGAAUUCCAGAGAGUAUCGUCCCAGGUGACUCUCAUGGCAUCAACAACUGAUAGAACAUGUGAAGGAGGGGCCUGUAUAUUCCAAAGGACCUCAGUCUUCUCAGGAAGUAGAGGUGACUCUGGCCCUUCUCGUACACAACCUCUGUGUUGGUGUUCCAGGCUUGGUUGUCUUAAAGUCCAUCACCAUCUCCUUUGUAUUAUUGAUGUUGAGCUGCAGAUGAUUCAGCUUGCACCAUUGGACAAAGUCCUCCACCAGGACCCCGUAGUCAUCCUCCUCUCCUCCCUUUACACACCCCACUAUUGUUGAGUCAUCAGAGAAUUUCUGCAGAUGACAUGAUCUAAAGUCUAAGGUAUACAGGGUAAACAGGAAGGGAACCAACACAGUCCCCUGUGCUGCUUAUAACCACGUCUGAUACACAGCUCUGAAGCCAAAUAGACUGUGCUCUGCCAGCUGGUCAUGGGUCGAUGCUCCACCAUUAGGCCACACACUCCAUUUGCGACCUCGUUCUCAACCACGCCAAAUUCCCUCGGAAACAACAAAAUCACCAGAUCGCUCAGUUGGCCCAAAAACACAUUAUCGAAAUGUACAUUACAGGCACCAAUUGCACACAGAUUAGUCGUAGAAGUAUAUUUAAAAGAAGAAGGAGAAGAAGACGUAGUUUUGUGAACUGUCUGCAGGACAUUGCCAUUGGUUGCUGGCUCCUGAUAUCCUUCUGCUUUUUAUGCCAAAUAAUUACUUUACUGGUAUGAAACGAUAACUAACACUACGGGUGAUGCACUCCACUACAACUUGACAACAUAUCAUAUCAGUCUGUGAAUCCAGUCACCACUAUUUUGCAAGUGACUAUGAUGACCUGAAAAUAAUUAGAAAUCCACACUAAUGAGAAAGUCUGCACUUCCCAACCAGUGAAUCAGUUUAGAGACUUGCUUCAUCUAGUUGUAAGCUGCUGAGGAAGAGAAAUGCUGGUAGCUUGAUGAACAUUCCCAGUCUCAGGGUUGAGAGUGAAUACAAAACAACAAACAGUCUUCAACAAAAAGGAAACAAACCAUUUCAACCUCUGAAGUUAAAAUCUUGUGAAAGUGUCUCUGUCUCUACAUCUCAUAGGCAGCUGGGGCUCAUCAGCCAUGGCUGGCAGCUCAUCUAGGUGGAGAAAAACUUUGAUCCCAAAUCUCCGCUGCCUUGGAGCUAUAACCCCUCAUGGGAAAGGCUUCAUGAGUAAACGCUAAGGAGAAAACUGGAGCUGAAGUCCCUAAAUCAGUCCUACAUUGGGCUCAACACUAUCUGGCAACUCCUGGUGCCAAACUGUAUCGGCCUCUGCUGUUCCUUUGGACUCAAGAGCUGUGAGGAGAGGCGGAGCUUGCUACAUGGGCAACAGCUUGCUCUCCAUACCUACUGCCCAGGCGUAUACGUAGACAGCCGGGAUGCAACAUCCAUGCAACAUCCAUGGUCGACCCAGACCAAUGGCGGGCCUCGGACCUCUACCUCUGCACCCUCUCAAGCCCAUGCAUUUCAUAUUGGUGACAAAAAAUAUUUCAGGUCACCUCUAAAUCUCUUGCUCAGCAUCUUUCACAAAAAAAUAAUCUUUAGCCAUUUGUAUCUCUCCACGUGAUGACAAACAAAUAAAGUGGCACCAACUUAGAGAAGAGGUAAGAGGGUGGCCAGAGAUGGACACAGAAGAAGAGGGAAGGGGGUAGAGAAAAAUUACUGGAAGUUGGAGAAAUCAAUGUUCAAGGUUGGAGGCUACCUAGAUGGAACAUGAAGUGUUGCUCCUCCAGCCUGAGAGUAACCUCAUCAUGGCAAAAGAUCAAUGACGGAAUGGGAAUGGGGAUUGGAAUUAAAAUGCUUGGUCACUAGGAAAUACCAUUUUUACUCAUUACCACAGAC
Hypanus sabinus (Atlantic stingray) is the source of this 9126-nucleotide messenger RNA. RefSeq lists its product as uncharacterized. Bases 2683 to 4473 code for a protein of 596 amino acids. NCBI's taxonomy places the organism in Eukaryota, Metazoa, Chordata, Chondrichthyes, Myliobatiformes, Dasyatidae. The record is from RefSeq and is a predicted model, not a curated record. The transcript has 2 exons.